Molecule: messenger RNA, 1356 nt
Organism: Medioppia subpectinata
Lineage: Eukaryota; Metazoa; Arthropoda; Arachnida; Sarcoptiformes; Oppiidae
Source: the annotation of a GenBank genome assembly
AUGAAUAGUUAUAUCUAUAUAACCAUCACUAAUAAUCAACCAAAUAUGAAAUCAUUUAUCGGUUUAGCUUUAAUGGCGGUGUUGUGUUCGGUCGAGUUGAGCCAAGCGGCCGCUCCGAUAACCAAUACGCUAAAGGUUACGGACAAAAACCAUCUAAAGAAAGAUGAUCGUGAUACCGAGUUCAUCUGUGAAUUUACCACUACCGAAACAGUUGUUAGAGUUGGCAUUUACAAAGAAAGUGUUCCCUACCCUAUAAUCGAAGUAACUGUUGCAGGAACCACAUUCACCAAGAUUGAUAGCAAAAUUAAUACUGCUACUUGCGAUUUUAAUAAUAAAGAUCUUCAUAAAGCUACAUUUAGUGUAAAUAAACUUGACGCACCCGCACUCGAGGGUAAUUAUUUUUGCAAAGUGACGAUCGAUGCGGAUUAUCCAUCUUCAGCUGUUACCGUUUACUCUGAAUCAGAAAUCGCUACGUUCGACGUGACUGUAAAGGACGCGUUGAAAGACAGGUCGACUGAGUUCAAUACCGGCGGCCAAUUGGACGGCGCGUGCGCUUACGAUAUACCCGUCGGCGAGACGCUUACCAAAUUGGAGAUCUUAAGCGCCGAUAGAGUGAUCGCCACCGCCAAUAAAGAGUUACAAUUCACUUAUCCUAAAUACGAUGGUUUUACCGAUGUUUUGGCCAACAAUGACGCGGCAAGCAGCAAGGUGGUUUUUACUGUCAAGGAAUUGACCGACAAAAGUGCCGGAGAGUACAGCUGCAGGUACACUGUUGAGGACGGAUCCGUAAUUAAAAUUACCAAGGUCAUUGUCUCCAAUGUAAUUAUGGUUACGCACGCCGGCGACCCGACAAUUACAGGAGUUAUGCUAACCAUUGCAGACAAAAAUCAUGUUAAAAACGACGACCGGGUAACGAAUUUCGAUUGUACUUUCACCAAAAUCAAGGACCAGGCUAAUAUUGUUGUGAACGUUGUUAAGACUGAUGAGAAACCUGCCUUUACCUUAUUCACUGUCGAUGCAACGGGUUCUACGUUUAAUCAGCUUUCGGGUAGAAUUAUGGUUGCUGAAUUUGACAAAAAUAAUAAAGAUGGUCAAAAAACCAUAUUUACACUUAAGAAAGCGGGUGCGCCCCAACCCAAUGGUGUCUAUCGGUGCGAUGUGCACGCACCAGGGGCCAGUACAGUUUCAUCUAAAACGGUUAUCGUUUACACCAACUCCGGUGGUUAUAAUUCUAAGAACCGAACACAAACAAUACGCCCGCAACUCAAGCAACCGUCGCUCGGGUUUUUCAACACAACGGCCGCUCCCGUAGUGCGACCGCCGCCACCAUUACAGGGACCGCAUCUCAUACCAUAA